This is a messenger RNA of Daucus carota subsp. sativus, 1993 nucleotides long. Its product is annotated as aldehyde dehydrogenase family 3 member H1. Gene Ontology annotation, cellular component: cytoplasm. The transcript is spliced from 12 exons. Gene Ontology annotation, molecular function: aldehyde dehydrogenase (NAD+) activity. Gene Ontology annotation, biological process: aldehyde metabolic process. The record is from RefSeq and is a predicted model, not a curated record. The coding region runs from base 245 to 1885 and encodes 546 amino acids. Lineage: Eukaryota; Viridiplantae; Streptophyta; Magnoliopsida; Apiales; Apiaceae.
AGUGGGAUCAAUCUUAACUAAACAUGCUUAACAAAAGCAAACAAAAGAUAAUAAGAUGAUUGCAUUAAAAAAGUGUAACAGUGUACGAGACUGCAAGGAAUCUACACCGCACGAACAAGUUAUUAUGUAGUACAAGUUGGGCAUCAAACUCUGUUGUUUUCUCCACCACAGAUUCUCUCAUCAACUAUGAAGAUAAUUAUAACACAAGGUUGAAUCCUCAGGUUCUGUCACUCAUUCCAGCAAUAUGAUCACUUCUGUUGAUUGCAGGAUUGAUGCUACUAUGAGCAUGACAUUAAGUUCAAGUGGUUUGAAUAAGAUUGGCAGCUUGCAUAUAGCACAGACUUGCCUUUCCAUGCCCUCGAGGCAUCGGUCGUGGCGCUUGCUUUGUUCCCCCAUUUGCUCUGCUUCGGUAUCUUUGCUCGUGGAGGAGAGGAGAAGCACAUUUGAUAGAGAGAAAGCGGACAGGCUAGUAAAGGAUCUAAAGAAGGUAUUCAACUCUGGAAAGACGAAAACAUAUGAAUGGCGCAUCGCACAGCUAACAAGCAUGUUGAAAAUGAUAGAGGAAAAUGAGGCGGACAUUUAUAGAGCUCUCUAUCAGGACCUCUCCAAGCCCGAAUCAGAAGCUUUUAUCUCUGAGGUUGCUAUGACUACAGGCUCAUGUAAACUCGCACUAAAAGAACUGGAUCAAUGGAUGAAGCCACAAAAGGCAAAAACUACAGUGACCACAUACCCUUCCUCAGCAGAAAUUGUGUCAGAACCUUUAGGAAUUGUGUUGGUCAUCUCUACCUGGAACUAUCCUUUCUUACUAUCUCUGGAUCCAGUAAUUGGAGCCCUUGCAGCUGGUAAUGCUGUUGUUCUUAAGCCAUCAGAAAUUGCCCCUGCCUCAGCUUCUCUUCUUUCAAAGCUAUUUAGAGAAUAUUUAGAUAAUUCUGCUGUAAAAGUUGUGGAGGGAGCAGUUGAUGAAACAACUGCAUUACUCGAACAGAAGUGGGAUAAAAUAUUUUAUACAGGUAAUGGAAGGGUUGGAAGGAUUAUAAUGGCUGCUGCUGCAAAGCAUCUCACUCCUGUCAUCUUGGAAUUGGGAGGGAAGUGUCCUGCCGUUGUUGAUUCAAAUACAAAUUUACAAGUUUCUGCAAAGAGGAUAGUAGCAGGUAAGUGGGGAUGCAAUAAUGGACAGACUUGCAUUGCUCCUGAUUAUAUCAUAACUACAAAAGCUUUUGCACCAAAGUUGAUAGAUGCUUUAAAAAAUGAGUUGGUGGAGUUCUUUGGAGAUUAUCCAAUGAAGUCAAAAGACAUGUCGCGCCUGAUUAAUUUAUACCACUUUAAACGUUUGACUAGUCUAAUGGACGAGGAUGAGGUCUCUGAUAAGAUUGUUGUAGGAGGCCAAAGAAAUGAAGAACAAUUAAAGAUAUCGCCAACCAUCUUGUUAGAUGUGCCAGAGACUUCUCAGAUAAUGCAGGAGGAAAUAUUUGGACCAUUGCUACCCAUCCUCACUGUGGACAAUGUGGAAGACAGCUUUAAUAUAAUAAACUCAAGAUCAAAACCUCUUGCUGCAUAUAUAUUUACAAGCGAUGAGGAACUAAAGAAGGCUUUCGUUAGAGACAUAUCUGCAGGAGGGAUGCUUAUCAAUGACACUAUCAUACAUCUUACAGUUGACAGUUUACCGUUUGGAGGAGUAGGAGAGAGCGGAAUGGGCUCAUACCAUGGAAAAUUCUCGUUUGAUUCUUUUAGUCACAAGAAGGGAGUUCUUUACAGAGGUUUCACAGGAGAUUCACCUACUAGAUUCCCACCAUACACACCAGCCAAGUUGCGGUUACUUAAGGCAUUGAUUAGUGGAGACAUAUUCCAAGUUCUGCGUUCUAUGAUUGGAUUACCAAAGAAUUAAAAAGAUAAUGAUUUAUGGUUAGUUUCUGUAAACUUUACAUAAACUUGUAAAAUGUAACAUAGGGGUUAGGCAGCUCAAAGAUAUUACAAAGGAGAUGUUAAUUGAUAA